CUGCUCGCGCAUCAGCUGGUUGCGGUGCAGUUCGUUCUGCCCUCCCACCGUAAAAAAAAUCCUAAAAAAUUUUAUCCCUUCUUCUUCAUCGUUGUCGUCGUCUGUGUUCUUCCGGUCCAAUCGUCCGGCGCGCGUCCGGUGGAGCUCCGACGAUUCCUAUCCACUAUCUUACUGGUUUCCCUCUCCGGUAGAGUACCCAGAAAAAAAACCCCACAAAAAGUUCAGUUAUCGUUCUGUCAGAGGAGUCCGAUUAGGUUGUCGGUUUUAGAUUGUCGAUUAGGGGGAGAGGGAAUUUUCGUCAGAGGAGAGGAAGAUUUCGAGGGCUCGCUUUGCGAUGGCGCAGAUUCAAGUGCAGCAUCAGGCGGCGGCGGCUGCUGCGGCGGGGCAUGGCCCGAACGGGCUUCCGGCUUCCGGUCCCGGAGGUGGGAACCAAUACCUGUCGACGUCGCUUUACGUCGGGGAUCUGGACGUCGACGUCAGUGAUUCGCAGCUCUAUGAUCUGUUCAGUCAGAUCGGUCAGGUUGUCUCCGUUCGGGUUUGCCGGGACUUGACCACGCGCCGCUCCCUCGGCUAUGGCUAUGUGAACUACAGCAACGCUCAGGAUGCGGCAAGGGCAUUGGAUGUGCUGAAUUUUACACCACUCAAUAGAAAGUCCGUCCGUAUCAUGUAUUCACACCGGGACCCCAGUAUCCGUAAAAGUGGGACCGCUAAUAUUUUUAUCAAGAAUUUGGACAAGUCAAUUGACCACAAGGCAUUACAUGAGACCUUUUCUUCAUUUGGAGAUAUUCUUUCCUGCAAAGUUGCUACCAAUAAUCAAGGCCAGUCCAAGGGCUAUGGUUUUGUGCAAUUCGAUACUGAGGAGGCUGCCCAAAAUGCGAUAGAUAAGCUAAAUGGCAUGCUGAUCAAUGAUAAGCAGGUGUAUGUUGGACACUUUCUCCGUAAGCAAGAAAGAGAAAGUGCUCUGAAUAAGACGAAGUUCAAUAAUGUGUAUGUAAAGAACUUAUCUGAGACCGCUACAGAUGAGGAUUUGAAACAGAUUUUUGGCGAAUAUGGGACUAUCACCAGUGCUGUGGUGAUGAGGGAUGGGGAUGGAAAAUCAAAGUGCUUUGGAUUUGUUAACUUUGAAGAUGCUGAUGAUGCUGCUAAAGCUGUUGAGGCUUUGAAUGGGAAGAAAUUUGACGAGAAGGAGUGGUAUGUGGGCAGAGCCCAGAAGAAAUCUGAAAGAGAGCUUGAAUUGAAGGCGAAAUUUGAGCAGAGUAUGAAGGAAACUGUGGAUAAGUAUCAGGGUUUGAAUUUGUAUGUGAAAAACCUGGAUGACAGCAUUGAUGAUGAUAAACUGAAGGAGCUCUUCUCUGAGUUUGGCACAGUUACUUCUUGCAAGGUUAUGCGAGACCCUAAUGGUAUUAGUCGGGGUUCUGGUUUCGUGGCAUUCUCAAGUCCUGAAGAAGCAUCUCAUGCUCUUAAUGCGAUGGCUAAUAAGAUGGUUGUUAGCAAGCCUCUUUAUGUUGCACUUGCUCAGCGGAAGGAAGAGAGGAGGGCAAGAUUGCAGGCCCAGUUUUCACAGAUGAGGCCUGUUGCUAUGGCCCCUUCAGUUGGUCCUAGAAUGCCUAUGUUCCCUCCUGGUGCUCCGGGUCUGGGCCAGCAAUUUUUAUACGGCCAAGGUCCUCCUGCAUUUCCACCGCAAGCUGGAUUUGGUUAUCAGCAACAGCUUGUUCCUGGAAUGAGGCCAGGAGGUGGCCCCAUGCAUAACUUCUUCGUUCCGCUUGUGCAGCCUGGCCAGCAGGGUCAAAGACCUGGAGGCCGGCGGGGGGCAGGCCCUGUCCAGCAGAACCAGCAGCCUGUUCCUAUUAUGUCUCAACAGAUGGUUCCGAGGGGAAGAAUGUACCGAUACCCGCCUGGUAGGAACAUGCCCGAAGUCCCGAUGCCUGGUGUUGCUGGAAGCAUGCUCUCUGUUCCUCUGGAUAUGGCGGGCCAUCCACUGCGUGAUGCUGCUGUUGGCCAGUCCAUGCCUGUCCCUGCUCUGGCUACUGCCCUUGCGAAUGCAACACCUGAUCAGCAAAGAACAAUGUUGGGUGAGAAUCUAUACCCGCUAGUGGACCAGCUUGAGCACGACAGCGCGGCAAAGGUUACUGGAAUGCUCCUGGAAAUGGACCAGACUGAGGUUCUCCACCUUUUGGAGUCUCCUGACGCUCUCAAGGCCAAGGUUGAGGAGGCCAUGGAGGUCCUAAGGAGCACAGCCCAGCAGCAGGCCAAUAGCCCGGUCAAUCAGCUGGCUGCUCUAUCCGUUAACGACAACCUCGUGCCGUAAUCAUGUUGCCGUGUGUGGGCUGCUGAUCGGAUUGGUGAAUUAUGUUUCGCACGUGUUAUUUAAUAUUUCAGAGGCAUGGUGGAUCUUUUGUCUUUUCUACUUGGCUGUUAAGGAUCUAUUUAGUUAGGAUUGUUUCAUUCUAUUUAUGACGGACUUAGUUAUUACGAAUCGGUAGAACCUUAAUCUGUAGGAUUGGAGAUUAUUUGGUUUGGUUUAGUUUUCUGACUCAAUUCGGAUUCGGAUCUGUCAUCUCUCUCUUUCCUCUUGCAUUAUUAGUCGAUUGCUUGAAUUUGCA
Punica granatum (pomegranate) is the source of this 2603-nucleotide messenger RNA. The record is from RefSeq and is a predicted model, not a curated record. NCBI's taxonomy places the organism in Eukaryota, Viridiplantae, Streptophyta, Magnoliopsida, Myrtales, Lythraceae.